AUGUAUAUAUAUUUUUUGGGAAUGUAGGGAGUUGCUGGGCAUUUUCAACCAUUGCUGCUGUGGAGGGAAUAAACCAGAUUGAGACGGGUAGUAUGAUCUCACUAUCGGAGCAAGAGCUGGUGGAUUGUGAUACAACCUACAAUGAAGGAUGCAAUGGUGGUCUAAUGGACUAUGCAUUUGAGUUCAUAAUCAAGAAUGGUGGCAUUGACACUGAAGAAGAUUACCCCUACACAGGAAGGGAUGGGAGAUGCGACCCAUACCGGAAAAAUGCUAAGGUUGUGUCCAUUGAUGGUUAUGAAGACGUGCCCACGUACAAUGAGGAGGCAUUGAAAAAGGCAGUUGCAAACCAACCAGUCAGCGUUGCAGUCGAAGGUGGUGGGAUAGACUUCCAAUUAUAUGAAUCGGGUAUAUUCUCGGGGAAGUGCGGCGUUGACCUCGACCACGGUGUGGCUGCUGUUGGAUACGGAAGCGAAAAGGGUGUUGAUUAUUGGAUAGUGAAGAACUCAUGGGGUCCGAGUUGGGGAGAGAAGGGAUACCUUAGAAUGCAGCGUAACGUAGCUGCAAAAUCCGGUCUCUGUGGUAUUGCAAUAGAGCCAUCUUACCCUACAAAGACGGGCCAAAAUCCUCCUAAUCCAGGUCCAUCUCCUCCAUCUCCGGUCACACCACCCUCGGUUUGUGAUGAAUACUAUGCGUGUCCUGAGAGCGAUACCUGCUGCUGUGUCUACGAAUACCAUAACUACUGCUUGUCUUGGGGAUGCUGUCCUCUUGAGGGUGCCUCCUGCUGUGAAGACCAUUACAGUUGCUGCCCCCAUGAAUAUCCGGUUUGCAACAUUAAGGCGGGCACCUGUUCAGUGAGCAAGGACAACCCUCUUGGAGUGAUAGCAAUGAAGCGUAUUCUUGCCAAGCCAAUUGGGACCUUUGGGAGUGAAGGCAAGAGGAGCAGCUCUUGAUUGAUUAAACUAAGAUUCCAACUGGCCAACGAGGAAAAAGAGAUACGAAUUUGUCAAUUGCUGAAUCUUUUAGUGGUUUAUAGUUCAAUUCCCGUUUGGCCAUUGGGGAUUACAAGGCAAAAGGAUAAUGAAAUUGAAGUUUAUGGUUUGCUUUGUACAUAAUAAUGCUGUGUAUUUGUAAUACUGCAUUCAACUCUAAACUUGAUUAUUAUUCUGAGUACUCUGAUUAUGAAAACAAUUCUCCAUUUCCUUACUGAUCAA
This is a messenger RNA of Olea europaea var. sylvestris, 1211 nucleotides long. RefSeq names its product low-temperature-induced cysteine proteinase-like. The coding region runs from base 93 to 950 and encodes 285 amino acids. Gene Ontology annotation, cellular component: lysosome. Gene Ontology annotation, molecular function: cysteine-type endopeptidase activity. The transcript is spliced from 4 exons. The record is from RefSeq and is a predicted model, not a curated record. NCBI's taxonomy places the organism in Eukaryota, Viridiplantae, Streptophyta, Magnoliopsida, Lamiales, Oleaceae.